UGAGCGCUUACCAAGCAUUCUAAACUAAGUUGUCGUAGACUAAUUUUCUAAGAAUAAAUAAAUUAAAAAGAAAAAAUAAAGAACGAAAGCGUCACGUAGUUUGAAGAAAACGCGGCAGGAAUCACAAUGUUGAAUGAUAAUGACGUUCUGCUUACCGCUCAGUCAAAACAUGCGCUCAUUUCCUCUGAAAGUGAAACAAACGCAUUUCACUCAGCGAAAAGCUGCUUUAAUAACCACCACCCAAUUUGGUACUUUGUGUUUUUGUUUCGAGAAGAAAUCCCCCCACCAAGUUAUCAACUUCUGAAGAGACUUUUCUUCUUUUCGACGCUUUUAUUUGACCUUGUCAGCCGUCGGCUUCAGAGCAUACCAAAGAGUUAGUUCAAGUCAGAAGUUACUAAAAAAAAAUCCUAAAGUCAUUCAUCACAGAAAAGGGGAGUCAGUAUUGUCCUCACUUGCUGGAAUUUAUCACAGCUCCAGCUUUGACAGCUGAGAUGAACAGGCCACUGCUGGCUCGGAUUGACGACGACCUGGACUCUAGAGAGGUAGCAGAGCUAUGCUUCCUGUGUAGCGAUGUCAUCAACAGAAAGCAACUUGAGGAGAUCAAGUGUGCAAGGGACUUGUUCGUGAAACUGGAGGAGAAAGGUUUCCUGAACAGCACAUUCCUCGCUGAGCUGUUCCGCACCACCCGUCGAGCAGAUCUCCUCAACAUGCUGGAGAGUGACAGCAGAGAAAGGGAGGAAACUGACGCCUGUCCUGCUUACCUGUCUGAAUACAGGUUGAUGCUGUACAAAAUACACGAGGAUUUGACCGACGAUAAGGUGGAAACGUUGAAGUUCCUAGUUAACGAUCAGAUCGCCAAACGACAACUGGACAAGAGCAGCACAGCUUUAAAUGUGUUUGCUGAAAUGGAGAAGGCAGGUCUGAUCUCUAAAGACAACGUCGAUAAACUCCACGAGCUCAUGAUCAACACCGAUAAUGUACCGCUGGCAAAAACUGUCAAAGGGUACAAAGACAGACUCCCUCCCACAGGUCCAGGAGGAGGCGUUAACAAUCAUAGUGCACAACAGGAAACGAUGCCAUCUGAAGACAUAGACGAGUUCUACAGUCUGACGCAGAAUCCUCGAGGUUGUUGUGUGAUCAUCAGCAAUGAGGACUUCACGGGCUCUAAAUACAGAAAACGUCUUGGAAGCAAAAUGGACGACGAAAAUCUAAGCAACCUGUUCAAACGCUUCGGCUUUGUUCCAAUCAUACACACAAACCUGACAGCUGAUAAGAUUACAGAGAUGCUCAAAGAGCUGAGCAAGAGGGAUUUUUCUAAAGAGGAUGCCUUGGUGGUGUGUGUGCUGUCCCAUGGAGAAAGAGGCAUCAUCAUUGGCACUGAUGGAAAGGAAGUGAAACUGGACAAUCUGUUUGAUCUGUUCAAGAACGUCCCCUCCUUGUUUGGGAAGCCCAAGCUCUUCUUCAUUCAGGCAUGUCAGGACGAGGUGCCUCUGACGGCAACUCAAAAGACAAACGAGGAUGAGCAAUCCAAAGAGACGCCAUCCGAUUCUGUCUUCUCGGAUGCAAGUUGUCCUUCUAAGGAUGGAGACAUUUUGAUUGGCAUGGCCACAGUGCCUUACAGCAAAGCUUAUCGGCACACAGAAAAGGGCUCCAUAUACAUCCAGGUACUCUGCCAGGAGCUGGAAAAUGCAGCUAACAGCCCAAAGAGAGAUGACAUACUCACCGUCUUAACGCGUGUGAACAGGAAGGUCAACAACCAUUUUAUGAUACGCAAUAAGCAGAUGCCAGAGCCCAAAUACACUCUCACCAAGAGGCUCGUCUUGAGAUUUGUUGAACUGUCCGGAACCGUGCCUACGUAUUAGAUGAUCUGAUAUGCGCUGGAUUCUAGUUUACAAGUGUGCAUGGAUACGAGUCUUUGAGUUUCUGAAUGGUUCUGUUUGUUAGGUGAAUUUUUGCAUUUUGGUAAAUCAAACAUAAAAGUUGUCACAGAUUCACAUAUUUUGAAAUUUAUUAAAUAAAUCAAGA
Molecule: messenger RNA, 2025 nt
Organism: Poecilia latipinna (sailfin molly)
Lineage: Eukaryota; Metazoa; Chordata; Actinopteri; Cyprinodontiformes; Poeciliidae
Gene: casp8
Product: caspase 8, apoptosis-related cysteine peptidase
Exons: 11
Coding region: 492-1862 (456 amino acids)
Biological process (GO): proteolysis; regulation of apoptotic process
Molecular function (GO): protein binding; cysteine-type endopeptidase activity
Source: RefSeq, a predicted model, not a curated record